ACCGGUUCUGGCUAGUAGGCGGGACGUUCAGUCGACUGUAGUUCCGUCAUCUCGCUCGUCUCCGAGGCUACGGGGGGCCAAUGUUGAUUUGGGUGAAUUCCCGUCGUCGUCGGACCCCGCCGAGGUUUAAUUUUUAAAAGCUGGGUUUGGUAACAAAAAGUGGCGGCUCUUGGGCUGAGAAUAUCGCGUCCCCGCCUCUGGUGUCGUUUUUCUUUAGGCUGGGGAGAGGUGGGGAGCCGGGGGGGCUCGUUCGGCGGGGGCUGCAAGGAGGGACAGGCGAAGACUGGAUCCUCCGUGUUCAGGCCAUCUGCGCCGAGCUCGGCCUUACGGUCCAGUGAAGCCCCAACGACCGAGAUACCUCAAAGGUAUCCUCCCCGUGGAUUUGAACUAUAUAUCAAUUGCCGGUUGCUGAUGACUGAGGAGUGAGUGAGCCCGCUUUACCAUCUCGUCUCGCCCUGGCACCGCAUCAGCAGCUGCCAGGCUAUUAAAGACCAAGACCUCGGAGUUAACGCUUGGUGCUUUUGGAUUUAGAAAAUACCGAACAGACCUAAUCGAGAUUAGAUCGGCUUGAGAAGGCUGCAGGGCGGCCAAAAAGCCACGGAUCGCCCGUUGACAGGUUGUCAUCAUGGGCAACGCGCCCACGGCCAGGAAGGGCAGCGAGAUGGAAAGCGUCAAGGAAUUCCUUGCUAAAGCCAAAGAGGACUUCCUCAAAAAGUGGGAGAAUCCUGCACAGAACACUGCUUGCCUGGAGCAGUUUGAGAGGUUGAAAACCCUGGGCACGGGCUCAUUUGGUCGUGUUAUGCUGGUGAAGCACAGAGAAACGGGACAACAUUAUGCGAUGAAGAUCCUCAACAAGCAGAAGGUGGUCAAGCUCAAGCAGAUAGAGCACACUCUAAAUGAGAAGAGGAUUCUUCAGGCUGUCAGCUUCCCUUUUCUGGUGCGGUUAGAGUACUCAUUCAAGGACAACACUAACCUCUACAUGGUGAUGGAGUAUGUGCCAGGUGGCGAGAUGUUUUCCCAUCUACGGAGAAUUGGCAGAUUUAGUGAGCCUCACGCUCGGUUUUACGCUGCUCAAAUCGUUCUGACCUUUGAGUAUCUCCAUGCUUUGGACCUGAUCUACAGAGACCUGAAACCUGAAAACCUGCUCAUAGACCAACAGGGCUACAUACAGGUUACAGAUUUUGGCUUUGCCAAACGUGUGAAGGGCCGGACCUGGACACUGUGUGGCACCCCAGAAUAUCUGGCUCCAGAGAUCAUUCUCAGCAAGGGGUAUAACAAAGCAGUAGACUGGUGGGCAUUGGGUGUACUUGUCUACGAGAUGGCAGCAGGGUACCCGCCUUUCUUUGCUGAUCAGCCCAUUCAGAUCUAUGAAAAGAUUGUUUCAGGGAAGGUUCGUUUCCCGUCUCACUUCAGUUCAGACCUGAAAGACCUCCUAAGGAACCUGUUACAGGUGGAUCUCACAAAACGUUAUGGAAACCUCAAAAAUGGGGUCAAUGAUAUCAAGGGACACAAGUGGUUUGCAACAACUGACUGGAUUGCCAUUUACCAGAAAAAGGUGGAAGCUCCCUUCAUCCCCAAGUUCAAAGGACCAGGCGACACCAGCAACUUCGACGACUACGAGGAGGAGGAGAUUCGCGUCUCCUUCACUGAGAAAUGUGCCAAGGAGUUUGCUGAGUUCUAGAGUUAGAGAGCAAGAGAGGAAGAAAGAAGGAAAUAGGGAGAGUCAAAGGUAGGCUGGUCAAGUGGGAGACAUAAGGAGAAAGUACUGUCUCCUGUCCAAUCACAAGCACCAGCUACAAAGAGGAAAAAUCGGAAAGGGAAGGAAAAAAGAGCAAGGAGACUGAUAACCAGCAGUGUUGCCUUUUCUGUUGUGUUUUUGUUGUGUUUUAUUUAUUAUUCUGUCUUAUUUAUGGAUCCCUUUAUAAUGAAGGUGUGCUUCAUGGGUGUUGAGAAUCCAACUAAUUUGGAGUUGCCUCUACACAUUUUCACCCGAGAUCUUCCCUUUUCCUUUUCCUUUUUUUAAAUCCAUCUUUUAGUCAUAUUCACACCGCAGCAAAGAGAAAUCAGUCUGUCUGUGCUGAUCUAGUCCAGCCUCUUAGUCAUUACAUGAAGACUAAUGAGUUUUGUGCAAGUUUAGGUCUCAGUCUGGACAAAAGUUUCUUAAAUUUUAACCGACAACUGGCUAACAUGCUCUUUGUUUUUUGUUUUUUAAGCAGGAAGGGCAUGUAAGUAGCAGGUUUAAUAGGUCUUGCACACAUAUGUACUUUCAGCUUGGAUGACUUUACAUUUUGCAGUUUUAUCUCAAUUUUUCCUUCAGAAUUUAAACUUUUACCCUUUCAUAUCAUAGACACACGACAUAACUUAAGGCUUGGUGGGCCAACAAAAAAAAACAAAAAAAAUGAAUGCAUUGUGUGUGCAAAAUAAAUUUCAUCGAGAGACAGAUGAUGUUUUAAGGGGAAAAAAAGUCAGUUACGUUUACUGUGUAACUAUCCAUCUACCGUUCUUAUCAUUGUUAGAAUUAGUGCAUAUCUACGGUACUCCAUUUUAAAUGUUAUUAGAUACUAGUGGCUCCAAUGAUAUCAUGUCACGCUAACAAACAAGGAAAUACGAGUAAGGGGAUGGAAUUAACUCAGUUUUUAAGGGUGUUUUAAAGAAACACUGUAACGUAAUGGUAUCUCAGGUUUGAACAUAUCACUUAAUAGACAUUUUAUUAACAUACAGUGUUAGGAUCAGCAGGUAAAUCUGUGAUAUGGAUUUGGGAAUUUAAAGUUCUGGUUCAAAUUAAGAGAAACAAAAGGGAAUAUUCAGACUUUUGGUUAGCGUCUUCCACAGUUUGCCCUUCCAGAAGAUUUGAUUUUGCUAACUGACUCGACAACUUUGUUUUCAUGAAAGCACUUCCUGUCUCGGCUCAGAGUUUACGUAAUGGCCACAGUGAUUCUGCUUACUGAAUCAAGCCUUUGGCCCUUGAUUACUCCAACUGAAAGAGACCGCUUGAGGCAAACUACCUUGAACUGCUUCCGGCUGGUGGCCUUCAGAGCAUUUUGACCAGUCACUGAUGGCAGUUUGGAUAGUGCGCUUUUAUGGUCUUCAAUGGAAAUAUGUAUUCAUGUUCACCUCAUCUUAUUACCCAUCCCUUUCUUCUUAUCACUUGUAAAGUAGGACCACACUCUAUGUGACAGUCUUAUAUGUGACAGCAGCUCUGUUACUGUUUAUGUGUUUUAAACAUGCACAGUUUUUGUUUCGUUUUGUUUUUUGUGUGUUGGUGAUGAUGUAAAGAUGACUGGCACUCCAUUUAACAAGUUAGUGAAAGCUAGAGCUUCUGGCGGUGAAUUGAGCUAAUACCGAGAAGAGAGAAAAAUAAUCAUAGCGCAUGGUAUACAACCUGCUGAUUUGAAGAAUACAACAAAUAGCACUUUUGGUAUUCAGUGUCUCCUUGGCUCCUGAGCUAUGGUCACAGAAUAUUUCAGCAAUGGCCAGAGAGGGUUGUUACUGUAGGAUUUGUUCAUUCACAAUUUAUGAGAUAAAACAAAGUGACACUGAUGUUCGUUUCAGACAUCAAAAUGCCUUCUUUAUUGCUGUAAUUUAAUGUGCCACAAUAAUGAUGGUUUCCUAAUUUGAUUUAUACAGGCGCUUUGGUUUUUCUCCCAUCGUUAUAAACUGGAUAAUAUAAAUUCACAUACUUCCCUCGAGUCUGAAACAGUUCAGAUAGCAAAAACAUAUAUAUAUACAUAUAUAUAUAUAUAUCAAGCAUUUUCUCCAGGAUACACAUUUGUUAUGUGUAAUGGUUUGUGUCUAUCAUUUGUAAUAUGGAACAAUAGCCCCCACAGCUAAUUGUCCACUUGCCAUAUUUACUUAUUUAUUCUAUCAACACUCUUUUCCCACUCUGUGCGUGACCCCAGAUUUACAGUGUGGUAAUUUGUUUAAAAAAAAGAUCAAUUUGAGAAUGUGCAUCACAGAAGCACAGUGUCAGCUGAAGGUCUUAAAGGACCACUCCGGUGAUUCAGCUUUACUGUUUAGUAAACUUGCAUCAGAGGCUGCGUUAUCUUAUUAGUGCCUUGCAUGGGUCAAGCUCCAAAAAACAAAGUCCUACAUCUCCCACAUCCUUUAAAUUCUGCAUAAAUGUACAGUUUGUAACGCAGGCUGUUUGUGACUCUGCAAGGCCUGUCAGAAUUACACGGGUGAUGUGGUGUAUUUAAUUUCCUUUUAUUAGUUUAUUUAACAGAGAGAAAGAGAUAUCAACUGAAACAGGAGACAGCAUUUCAGAAUAAAUGGACUAGGACAAUAAUGCUGGGUCACUUUUAAGGCUACUGGAUAUUGUGCUUGUGUGUGGCAUAGUCCCAAAAGUAAAGUUAAAUGACCACAAACCAACUGCCACAGUAAACCUGGGGCUUCACAGAGAAAUGAGUCACUUACAAGGCAACUAACAUGGAUCCGACAUGUCUCUCCUGUAUUAAUGUUUCCCCUUCUUUUUCACUGAGGCAGAUUAACCAGCUGAAAAACUCCAGAUUUUAUCAAUGAAUCUGACGCCAAAAUCAUAGUGGCAGAUAAAUGGUGGAAAGAGCUGCAAGCUGUAAGCCUAGUUGUAGUCAUCAGCUGGCUUAUUGGUUAAUUUAAAAACCAUUAUUAUUAUUAUUAAUAAACUGUUUACAUCACUUGUUGAGGUUUCACAUUCGCUGUAUUUCCUCCAUGUCAGGUUUAAUGUUGAAUAUAUCAUCAUGGACAAAAUGUUUGAAGUUAUAAUACAAUAUUAUUAUGUGUCUCCUCGAUGUUUUUGCAGUGAUACAACUUCCUCUCCAUGCAGGCACAAUGCUGGUACAUACUGUCGCACUUUUUAGGGAAAUGAGACCCCAAUAUAAACCAUAUUAACCCCCGCCACAGACAUACUAUACACACACACACACAUACACACACUGCAAAGGGAAGCGUCUAAAGUCACGGAAACGGUGACAUAAAAAUACGAAGUGUAAUAUUUUGCAACAUGAGUAUCAUUCCAAUAAAGUUUUACUUGUAAAAUUC
Messenger RNA from Haplochromis burtoni (Burton's mouthbrooder), 5016 nucleotides. It is a transcript of the gene prkacab, whose product is annotated as protein kinase, cAMP-dependent, catalytic, alpha, genome duplicate b. The record is from RefSeq and is a predicted model, not a curated record. Gene Ontology annotation, biological process: peptidyl-serine phosphorylation. The transcript is spliced from 11 exons. Bases 626 to 1681 code for a protein of 351 amino acids. Lineage: Eukaryota; Metazoa; Chordata; Actinopteri; Cichliformes; Cichlidae. Gene Ontology annotation, cellular component: cAMP-dependent protein kinase complex; nucleus. Gene Ontology annotation, molecular function: protein kinase A regulatory subunit binding; ATP binding; cAMP-dependent protein kinase activity.